Prunus armeniaca (apricot) is the source of this 201-nucleotide messenger RNA. Lineage: Eukaryota; Viridiplantae; Streptophyta; Magnoliopsida; Rosales; Rosaceae. The record is from the annotation of a GenBank genome assembly.
AUGUCUUUGUUUGUCCCAGGUGCUGGAAUUGAUCUCUCCUCUCUGGUAGUUGUGGAAGGAAAGAUCUGUUGGGAUCUUUACAUCAACGGCCUUGUUGUUAGUUCAGAUGGGAAUCUGCUAGAUGCCCUAGGUACUGCUAUAAAGGUAUUUGAUAAUUCUUAUUUGUUUGACAUGCUUAGCGCCCUCCUAGCCACUGCCUAG